This is a messenger RNA of Eurytemora carolleeae, 2562 nucleotides long. RefSeq names its product GRIP and coiled-coil domain-containing protein 1 (gene GCC88). Lineage: Eukaryota; Metazoa; Arthropoda; Copepoda; Calanoida; Temoridae. The record is from RefSeq and is a predicted model, not a curated record. Gene Ontology annotation, cellular component: Golgi apparatus.
AUACGAAGCUCGACUAAAGGACGUAGUUAGAGCUUAUAAAGGAUUGGUAAAGGAGAAAGAAACUCUUGAAACCUCUCUCAAAGUUAUUACAGCUGCAGCUGCUACUGAUGAACAGGGCAAGGAAGGUGAAGGGGAUGUAAGCGAUGUUGAGUCUACAGCAGAUUCUCAGACUAGUACUGAUACUGCUAACUUCAAGUCUAGGCUUGGAACCCUUUCAUCAAGUUUAGCCAGUAUAAGCCAGGAGAAGGCCCAGAACGAGGCCAAGUACCUGGCGGAGAGGAGAAGGUUGAAGAAGGAGAAGGAUGAGCUGAUCAUUCAAGUGAACAAUCUCAAGGCAGCAGAUGAGUCCCUCAGGAAGAAUUUGGAAGAUUUCAAAUCUAAACUAAUUGUCGAGAGACAUGAACGGGAGCAGGAAACUAAUAACAAUAAACUUAUGAUGAAGGAGCUGCAGAAACUUCUAGCUGAUGAAAGAAACCUGAAAGAGAAGCUGAAUGAUGAACUCCAUGGGUUUAGAACUGGAGCUAUCAGUAUCCAGACUACCAGGUCUAGUCUAGUAGAGGAGACUAGACUCAAGGAGGUGGAAAACGAACUGGAGCAGAUGAAACUAAAACUUAAUAAAUCCGAGGAACAGCUGCGAGAUCAGAAUUCAACCAAACAACAGCUGCGGCAGCUUCAGCAGGAGCUGUUCGAGGUUCGGCAGCAGCACCAGGAGCAGCUUAGAUCUGCUGAACUAGCAAGAGAAGCUGCUGAAUUGCGUGCUAUUGAGCUUCAAAAUCAACAAGAGAAUAGGGUGGGUAACCUAGAGAAUAGGUUACAGGAACUGUCCUCCAGUGUAGCAGAAUAUCAGAGAUUAAGAGAAUCUGAUCAGACGGAUAUAAACAGACUUAGAAUGAAAAUUGAUUUGUUGAGCGAUGAAAACUCAGUGUUAGCCAGAGCAGUAUCUACUGAACCCCCGGAGAUUAAAGAAAAGCACUUGAAACAAGCUGAGAUUAAACAGAUUAUUGAAAAUGUGAAAACAUAUAAAAAGACACUCUCCGAGGAGGGUAUAGAGCAGACUCUUCUGGAAGAUUUGUUCAGUCUUCCCAUCCAUACAAUCUGGAGGAAGCAGGUUGGGGACCUGGAGGGCCAGGUUCAGGAGCAGGAGAACCUUAUCAAGGAGUUGAAGAAGGAGCAAAGAGUCGGAGCUCCUGGGAUGUAUGAGGAUUUCCUGACGUACUCAGCUCAGACUAGAGAGCUAGAAAAUAUAAAGGAAUACAACGAGGUUCUAAAAGCCCGGCUCUCUGAGUCUAAACUUGAGCUGGGAAGACUGGAAAAGGAGCUGAAGGAAAAGUGUAGGAGUUUACUAGAGUUAAAGGAGGAAAAUGAGAAGGAGAAGGAGAUUGAAAGAAUGGAGAAUAGAAAACAGAUCGGAAUAUUAAAGUACGAACUGCAGCAGCAAAGGGAGCGUUCUCUAGUUCUCCUGGAGGAAAAGGAUGCUGAGAUCCAGAGAUUAGUUGGAGACCUGGAGAAAACUGUUGAGGACGCAUUCUUUAGUCCUGAACGACCAGAGUCUUCAAGUUCUCUAGUUCUUCCUGCUAGAAAGGUUUCCUGUGAUAUCGGAGAUAUGAAUGCAGGACCGAACAGUAGUGGACCUCCUCUUCACUACGUUCAGGAGUUGAGUAGGAAGGAGGUAGAGAUUAAAGAGAUGAGAGCACUGCAGUUUCAAACUGAAACAACUCUACGAGAACUCCAGCUUACUAUGUCAACAAAGGAGGAGAAAUAUCAGGAGAAAAUAGAGGAUCUGGAGGAUACAAUAUCAAGACUAGAAAGGAUGACGACCUCCGAGGGCGCUAAUCUGGAGUACUUGAAGAACGUGGUGUUGACCUACAUGCUAUCUACGGAUAUCUCCAGUAGGAACCAUAUGCUCAAGGCUAUCGGAGCAGUACUUAGGCUUAGUAAAUCAGAGGUUUCCCGUGUAAUGGAACAAAAUAAUGCCUGGUGGUGGCAGCAUUCACAUAAAACCCCUCCUAAAACUAAUUAAAUCCUCCUUGAACUAAAUAAACCACCCUAGAACUGAUUAAAACCCUCCUAGAACUAAUUAAACCCAAUAAAACUAAAUAAACACUCCUAUAGUAAAUAAACCCUACUAGAACUAAAUAAAACCCUCCUAGAACUAAACAUAACCCUUCUAGAAGUGAUUAAAACCCUCCUAGAAUUAAAUAACCCCUUCUAGAACUAAAUAAACCCUCUAGAACUAAAUAAACCCUUCUAGAACUUAAUAAACACUCCUAUAACUAAAUAACCCUACUAGAACUAAAUAAUAUCCUUCUAGAACUAAAUAAAAUCCUUCUAUAACUAAAUAAAACCCUACUUAAACUAAAUAAACCCUCCUAGAACUAAAUAAAAACCUCCUAUAACUAAAUAAAACCCUCCUAGAAUUAAAUAAACUCCUCUUAGAACUAAAUAAACUCUCCUAGAAAAAAUGAACCCUCCUAAAAUCAAAUAAACCCUCCUAGAACUGAAUGAAACCCUCCUAGAACUGAAUGAAACCCUCAUAGAACUAAGUAAACCUUCCUAGAACAC